UACGAUCACGUGAUCAGAUUGGCUUAUUUACAAAUCUCAAACUAAUCAAACAUAAGGACGAACAACAGCAAAAGCAAAUUAGCCAACUACAAGCGGAAAAUGCUACUUUAAAAACUCGAUUAAAAGAAACUCAAGACCAAUUAAAAACUAUUCUGGAUUUCGGGAAGACAGUUUUACAUAUAAUAAUCGCUUUAAUAUUAACAUCUCUAGCGCGUUAUAUACGUCAUAUGUGA
Ambispora gerdemannii is the source of this 233-nucleotide messenger RNA. The record is from the annotation of a GenBank genome assembly. Lineage: Eukaryota; Fungi; Glomeromycota; Glomeromycetes; Archaeosporales; Ambisporaceae.